Messenger RNA from Sphaeramia orbicularis (orbiculate cardinalfish), 2619 nucleotides. RefSeq names its product SRY-box transcription factor 7 (gene sox7). Gene Ontology annotation, molecular function: RNA polymerase II cis-regulatory region sequence-specific DNA binding; DNA-binding transcription activator activity, RNA polymerase II-specific. Gene Ontology annotation, biological process: positive regulation of transcription by RNA polymerase II; cell differentiation. The transcript has 2 exons. Gene Ontology annotation, cellular component: nucleus. Bases 1 to 1221 code for a protein of 406 amino acids. NCBI's taxonomy places the organism in Eukaryota, Metazoa, Chordata, Actinopteri, Kurtiformes, Apogonidae. The record is from RefSeq and is a predicted model, not a curated record.
AUGGCAGCCCUCAUCAGCGCGUACUCGUCGUGGCCGGAGUCCUUCGAGUGUCCUCCAGGAGAUGGAGACGUGACCGACGGACACGGCCCGCACAGGACACCCGUGGACAAAGCGCCCGAGCCGCGGAUCCGACGGCCCAUGAAUGCGUUCAUGGUGUGGGCGAAGGAUGAGCGCAAACGGUUGGCGGUUCAAAACCCAGACCUGCACAAUGCCGAGCUCAGCAAAAUGUUAGGCAAAUCCUGGAAGGCCCUGACUCCCCCACAGAAGAGGCCCUACGUGGAGGAAGCAGAGAGGCUUCGUGUGCAGCACAUGCAGGACUACCCCAACUAUAAGUACCGGCCACGCAGGAAGAAACAGCUGAAACGCAUCUGCAAGCGUGUGGAUCCAGGUUUCCUCCUGAGCGGGCUGGGUCCUGAUCAGAACGCCCUGCCUGACCAGCGAGCCCUGUGUCACCCCCUCGACAAAGACGAGGGCGGCGCAAAUGGUGUCAGCAGUGGGUUUUCUAGUCCGAGCCCUGCUCUGCCCAGCGUCAGAAGCUUCAGAGACCCCACUGGCUCCAACAGCAGCUUCGACACCUACCCCUAUGGCCUGCCCACACCUCCUGAGAUGUCCCCCUUAGACGCCAUGGACCACGAGCAUGUACCCUCCUCAUAUUACCCGUCCGGGAGCUCCUCUGUGUCCUGCUCUUCUUCAGCUUCCUGUCCAGAUGAGCACCACCAGAGUCAGCCACACAUGGGCAGCCCACCCCCUUACCACACUGACUACACUCAGACCCAAAUCCACUGUGGGGGCCCACACAUCGCUCACAUCCCUCAUAUGUCCCAAACUGGUAGUAGCAGUGGGCUGAUCCACGGGCCUCCGCUGUCUUAUUAUAGCACCUCAUCUUUUCCUCAGAUUCAUCACGGGCUCCAUCAGGGCCACCUGGGUCAGCUGUCCCCACCACCAGAGACUCAGGGUCACCUAGAGACUCUAGACCAGCUGAGCCAGGCUGAGCUUCUGGGCGAGGUGGACCGCAAUGAGUUUGACCAGUACCUGAACUCCACCGGGACCGGGUUCCACCCCGAGCAGGGCGGCGGCAUGACUGUAACGGGACACAUCCAGGUGGCGUCAGCUGCCACCGCCUCUGCCGCCGCUUGUCCUAACAGCACCACAGAAACCAGCCUCAUCUCUGUGCUGGCGGACGCUACGGCAGCAUACUACAACAACUAUGGCAUCUCGUAAGCCUGCUUCCAGAACCCAUUAGACUUUUGACUGAUCAGAGACACUACAGGGUUUCAGAUGGGUGAAGAUGAGUUGGGAUGAUGUUGCACUUUUGGGUGCUAUAGCAAGGAAAAGAUGUACCAUGAAAUUUCAAAGCUCCUUAACACAGCACCUACGGGCAACUUCAUCUUUAACAUUCUGAACUGAUUACUGAGCAAUAUGAUUGUCUAGAGCCGAGAAAAGAACAAAGAGCAAUUGGAGGUAUCUGGAGAAAAAGGAGAUGGACACCUCAGGGAUGCAGACACAAAAUACUAUAGUAUGUCACCUCCAGUUGUCAUGAAAUUUCUAAAACCAGAAGAACAAUCGUAAAGACUUGUUGUCCACUUGUAAAUGUCACCAGUUACUGUUGCCGCUGUGGCGUGUACAGAUGCUCUUUCCAAGCUAAUUUAAGUCUUUUGAUGUUCCGCAUUAAUGCUAACUGUAAUGCUGUUAUCAACGCUUUCCAUUCGAAUGUUUGUAUUAUAUGUUCUCGCUCUCAUUAGUUUGGGAGUCUUACCUCAGUAGUUGUAAUUGAAUGAGGUUUUAGUUGGAUAUUUCUUAUGCAAUUUAACAAAAACGGUGUAUAAUGAAGAAAAAAGGCGUUUAUACUUCUUCUCAAGUACUUAAUAAUAUAUAAUCGUAACCUCUACAAUGAAGAAUAAUAAUGGUAACUAUAGAGUAUGCUGAUUUAGGUUUGUGAAAGACAGUAAUUUAAAAUAAAGUUCAAUUUUUAUAUUAAUGCAGUUGUUACUUGCUUCCACACAUUUAAUAGGUAAUACCGUGCAGUCCUCGACAUAACAAUUAUUUCUUCGAUAUUUCAUUUAUUGCACCUAAACAGCGUUAAUACAUCUUUGAGAAUUAAUAUACCUAAAAAUGAAACACAAUUCUACUCAUUCAUGGACUUAAGUAGUACAAUCACAAUCAGAUUCUUUAUUAAAAACAAAAUAAAUGGGAUUCUUUUUUUUUUUUUUAACACCCCACUCAUGUUUUUGAUGGUGUAUGCUUCUCUCCAAAGUGACCCGCCAAUCUUUGAUUUAAGUGUCACACCAUGUAUUCUUCUAUUUCAGUCUCUUUUGAGCUGUUAUACAGCAAGUGGCCCACUCUGACACCCACUCCCCACUUGCUUUUUCCACCCUCCAUCAUCCUACUCCAUCCGUCUCCUCUCGCUUUCAUUUCAUCCCGGUUCAGAGGAUUAGUGUAAAACAGGCACAGCCAUCGCCACACGCCUCCAUCUCAGCCGUCCUUUGUUUUCCUGGAGUCUUAUUCUGGGUGCCAUUCUUAGGCACUCCGGACCCCCCAUCCCACCCUCACCCCACCCCAUACCCCUUCCACCCCACGUUCUAUCUUGCUGAUGCAGACCUUUCGUAAUCUGUGCAGAAU